This is a messenger RNA of Lathyrus sativus (Indian pea), 1269 nucleotides long. The record is from the annotation of a GenBank genome assembly. Lineage: Eukaryota; Viridiplantae; Streptophyta; Magnoliopsida; Fabales; Fabaceae.
AUGGGAAUGUACAUGUUUCCAUGGAGAAAACCAAUAUCUAGGAACACUCCAAUCAUUUCCUUCCUCCUACAUUUUCUUCUUCUUGUUUCUUUGAUUUGUCAUGUUUAUUCUUCAGAAAAAAGUGGUCAAAAUCAAACUUUUCUACCAGAGAAAGAGUUUCACAAGUUGAAGAACAAUGUAAAUAUUCAUCUUCGGCAGAUCAACAAGCCCGCUGUUAAGACAAUUCAUAGUUUUGACGGUGAUGUUAUAGAUUGUGUUCCGUCUCAUAAACAACCAGCUUUUGAUCAUCCUCUAUUGAAAGGACAAAAACCAUUGGUUCCUCCUGAUAAACCAAGAGGACAAAAACGACUCGAUAAUUUUAGCGACAAUUUUCAACUAUGGAGUUUAUCGGGUGAAUCGUGUCCGGAAGGAACAAUUCCUAUAAGAAGAAUAAAAGAACAAGACAUGUUAAGAGGUUGCUCUAUUAGCACAUUUGGAAGAAAACUAAAACGUGUUGGAAGGGACACCACUGGCGAUGGACAUGAGCAUGCAGUUGGGUAUGUGAGUGGAAAUGAAUACUAUGGAGCAAAGGCUGGCAUAAACGUGUGGGACCCACAAGUGGAAAGUCAAUAUGAAUUCAGUUUGUCUCAAAUAUGGGUCAUAGCUGGUUCAUUUGGAGAAGAUCUCAAUACCAUUGAAGCUGGUUGGCAGGUCAGUCCAGAGCUUUAUGGGGACAACUACCCUAGAUUCUUUACUUAUUGGACGAGUGAUGGCUAUCAAGGAACUGGGUGCUACAAUUUACUUUGCUCUGGCUUUGUUCAAACUAGUAGUAAAUUUGCAAUUGGAGCUGCAAUUUCUCCAACUUCUACCUAUAAUGGAGGCCAAUUUGAUAUUAGCUUAAUGAUUUGGAAGGAUCCAAAGCAUGGGAAUUGGUGGCUUGAAUAUGGAUCAGGAGAACUAAUUGGAUAUUGGCCAUCCACUUUAUUCACACACUUAAAGGAUCAUGCAACUAUGGUUCAAUUUGGUGGAGAAAUAGUGAAUUCAAUGUCAUCAGGGUCUCACACUUCCACUCAAAUGGGUAGUGGACAUUUUGCAGAAGAGGGUUUUGCAAAAGCUUCAUAUUUUAGAAAUAUGCAAGUUGUGGAUUCUGAUAAUAGCUUGAUUCCUUUACCAAAUCUUAAGGUUGUAGCUGAUCACCCAAAUUGUUAUAACAUUCAACCAGGGACUAAUAAUGGGUGGGGGAAUUACUUUUACUAUGGUGGACCUGGAAGAAAUGUGAAAUGUCCUUGA